Messenger RNA from Setaria italica (foxtail millet), 1566 nucleotides. Its product is annotated as WRKY transcription factor 22. Lineage: Eukaryota; Viridiplantae; Streptophyta; Magnoliopsida; Poales; Poaceae. Gene Ontology annotation, biological process: regulation of DNA-templated transcription. The transcript has 2 exons. The record is from RefSeq and is a predicted model, not a curated record. Gene Ontology annotation, molecular function: transcription cis-regulatory region binding; DNA-binding transcription factor activity. Gene Ontology annotation, cellular component: nucleus. Bases 83 to 1114 code for a protein of 343 amino acids.
UCCAUCUCUCCCUCUCCCUAGCAAGUCAACGCCCCCUCUCUCUCCUCCUCCUCCACAGGCCAAGACCUCCAGAACGCGGCUAAUGGAGGGCGAUCUGGGGUGGUUCUGCGGCAGCGGAAGCAACAACUGGGACCUUCACGCCGUCGUGCGCUUCGCCUGCAGCGGCAGCGGCCGCGUCACCCCGCCGUCGGCCUCAAACGACACCUUCUCCUGGCUCAACACGCCGUCGGCGUCGGAGGAGUCCUCCUCUGGGCUGCCCCCGCUGCAGCCGCAGACGGACCAGAUCAUGGACGCCGCCGCGUCGCAACCUCUCCUGGCCGACCUGGCCGUCGACGACCUCUGCCUGCAGGCUUUCUUCGCCUCGCCGAAGCCUGAGACGCCGCAGCCAUCGUCACCAACAAACGAAGCGCCGCCGGCUCAGCGGUCUCCUGCCGACGGGCCGCCCGGCAAGCCGCGAGCAUCCGGCCGCGCCGGCGGAGGAGGGCCCACUCGGUCCAAGAGAAAGAGCAAGAAGAGCCAGGUGAGCAAGGAGGUGACGCGGAUUCCGGUGGGCGGGCCGCCGGCGGACCUGUGGGCGUGGCGCAAAUACGGGCAGAAGCCGAUCAAGGGGUCGCCGUACCCGCGCGGCUACUACCGGUGCAGCACCGAUAAGGACUGCAAGGCGCGGAAGCAGGUGGAGCGCUGCCGCGCCGACCCGGGCACCUUGAUCGUCACCUACACCGGCGACCACAGCCACCCCGUCCCGCUCCACCGCAACUCCCUCGCCGGCACCACGCGCAACAAGGCGCAGCCGCCGCCGUCGUCCCCGUCCCCGGCAGAAGAGGCUCCGAAGCCGGAGGCCGCACUGUCCACCGCGUCGGCAGCCACCGACACCACCAAGUCGCAGGGCUCGCCGUGUGCGUCCACCGGGCUGUCGCCCAGCACGCCGCUGUGCUCGCCGUCGCUGGGAGUAGAGUACAAGGACGACGAAGACGACGACGCCAUCCCCGUCGGGAUGCUGCUUGAGGGUGCGGAUAUGGAGCGCGAUGACGACGUGCUGCUGUACCUCAUGCCUGAGGAGACCGCUCCGGGUCCGGGCAACGGCAGCGGUUGCGAGACGUCAUGCUAUUCCUGAAGCCCGACGAGGCCCCUGCAACAAACGAGCACCGGUAGGACGGACGGCGGCGACGAGGAGGCCCUGAUCAUGAACAUCGAUAUCGGCGAGGAGAAGUUCUCUAUCUCGGGCCUCUCGGCAUGGGAGGCCGCAUCGGUGGCGGCGACGAGCAGCUGGGGCUGACUUGGUCGUAUGCUUCGGCCGCCAUGAUCGAAUAUCAUGCUGUGUGGAUCUUGGCUUGUUUGCAUCAGGACCUUGCAUCUCUGCAGUAUGUAGUAGCAGUAGCAUUACAUAGUGAUACUAGGUUUUUUUACUGGUCCUUAGAUGGGUGCAAAAGGGUACCACAAUUUUUGUACCUAGGUACUGAAGUUUGGUAUCUUAGACAUGUAAUAUUUUUUAUGUAUGUCUCAUUACCUUUUUAACGGAUAGUAAAAAGCUGAACUGACGAAACUAAGCAGGGUUUCUUUCAUCAA